Pestalotiopsis fici W106-1 is the source of this 1659-nucleotide messenger RNA. RefSeq lists its product as uncharacterized. The record is from RefSeq and is a predicted model, not a curated record. Gene Ontology annotation, biological process: L-valine biosynthetic process. The transcript has 2 exons. The coding region runs from base 1 to 1659 and encodes 552 amino acids. Lineage: Eukaryota; Fungi; Ascomycota; Sordariomycetes; Amphisphaeriales; Sporocadaceae. Gene Ontology annotation, cellular component: acetolactate synthase complex; mitochondrion. Gene Ontology annotation, molecular function: flavin adenine dinucleotide binding; magnesium ion binding; acetolactate synthase activity.
AUGAUAGAGGCCAUGGUCAAAGGACAGAAGGAGAGACGAGACAGCUUUCCUAAAUUUAUCACUUGCCCGAGCGAGAUGGUGGCCUUGUCAAUGGCAGAUGGCUACGCUCGUGUCACUGGACAACCUCAGGCGGUCAUUGUGCACGUGGACGUCGGCACUCAGGCACUGGGGUGCGCCGUUCACAAUGCCAGCGUCGGACGCGCGCCCGUACUCAUCUUUGCCGGUCUGUCCCCAGUCACGUUGGAAGGCGAAUACCGAGGCAGUCGGACCGAGUUCAUCCACUGGUUGCAAGACGUCCCGGACCAGAAAGCCAUUGUUUCGCAGUAUUGCCGCUACUCUGCCGAGUUGAAAAAGGGCAAGAACAUUAAGCAGAUGGUGAACCGGGCCUUGAGCUUUGCCACGAGUGAGCCUCGAGGUCCCGUCUACUUGCAAGGGGCGCGCGAAGUCAUGGAGGAGGUCAUAGAACCGUACAAGAUUCGGCAAGAGUUCUGGACACCCGUCGAGCUCGGCGGUCUCAUGCCCAAGCAACUGGAUCUUAUUGCUCAGUCCUUGGUUUAUGCUCGGGAGCCUCUCAUCAUCACGGGGUAUAGCGGGCGCAAUACCGAGGUGGUGCCUUUGCUUACGGAGCUGGCAAACAUUGUCAAGGGUUUACGUGUGCUCGAUACCAUGGGCUCGGACCUCUCUUUCCCUGCGGACCACCCCGGCUGGCUGAGUGUCAGGUACGGAUCCGACGAUGCGAUUCGCACGGCCGAUGUGAUACUGGUCGUCGAUUGUGAUGUGCCGUGGAUCUACACUCAGUGUAGACCAGCGGAAGAUUGCAAAAUCAUUCACUUUGAUGUGGACCCUCUGAAACAACAAAUGCCUCUCUUCUACAUUGAUGCGAUACUGCGUUGUCGCGUCAAUACUGCAUUUGCUCUCAGCCAGAUUGUCAAUUAUUUGAAAACCGACUUAUGGAGUCAAAUCAGCGCCAAUCAGGAGCAAUUUGACAAUCGAGGGUCUUCAUUACAAGCAUCAUACAAACAAAAGUUGAAGACAAUCGCCUCGCAAGCCGAGCCAAACUCGGACGGCUCGCUCGGAUGUGGCUACCUGAUCUCGCAACUCCGGAAGGCGUGCCCUGCAGACACCACUUGGGUCAUUGAAGUCGUCACCAAUACAUUUACUGUGGCUGAUCAGCUCCAGGCAACAUUGCCUGGCAGUAUCUUCAGUUCCGGUGCCGGUGGCCUCGGUUGGUCGGGCGGAGCGGCUCUAGGUGUCAAGAUGGCCAUUGAGGACCGCAGCGGAGGCAAAGGGAAGUUUGUGUGCCAAAUCAUUGGUGAUGGUUGCUUUCUCUUCUCCGUUCCAUCCAGCGUGUACUGGAUUGGGCAGAAAUACGGGAUCCCAGUACUGACUAUCGUGUUGAACAACAAUGGCUGGAACGCGCCGCGCAAGUCUCUCCUCCUUGUCCAUCCCGAUGGACUAGGAUCCAAGGUCAGCAACGAAGAGCUCAACAUCUCAUUUACGCCCAAUCCCGAAUACGCUACCAUUGCCAAAGGUGCUUCGGGCGGGAAGUGCUGGGCAGAGCGAGCCGAAACCGUGGACGAACUGACACGAUUGCUGCCAGAGGCUGUGAAGGCUGUUCAAGGUGGCGUUUCCGCGAUCUUGGAUGCUCGUAUAGUAUAG